Molecule: messenger RNA, 1714 nt
Organism: Cyclopterus lumpus (lumpfish)
Lineage: Eukaryota; Metazoa; Chordata; Actinopteri; Perciformes; Cyclopteridae
Gene: gcshb
Product: glycine cleavage system protein H (aminomethyl carrier), b
Exons: 5
Coding region: 891-1412 (173 amino acids)
Biological process (GO): glycine decarboxylation via glycine cleavage system; protein lipoylation
Cellular component (GO): mitochondrion; cytoplasm; glycine cleavage complex
Source: RefSeq, a predicted model, not a curated record
UUUCACAAUUCUUUUCUUUCCCACUAUUUAAAUUCUAAAAUGUAACUGAACACAUUGUUUUGCCCCCUUAGGAGUGCAACAUUCCCCAUUUUUCAUUCUUCAAACUCUAGGCUGCACAACCCUUACUGUUGUAAACAUUACCAUGUCUCAGAGGGAGCAUCACAUAUUACUCCAGUACAAGUUAUUGGCUUCGGGGUCCAGUAUUUAAAGCAAGUUUUAAAAUGUGCACAUUUAUUAGAUGCACAUGUCAUCCUCAGGUGGAUAUGCCCCACCAUCUCGUCAUCCAAGCCAUCUUUUUGCAAGGGAGGAAAUAACUAAGUUCAUUUACUGUACUUGGUCAACUUUUAGGUCCUACUUUAAUUGAUUAUUUUGAUUUUCUUCACUACAUUUCAGAGGAACACAAGUAGGCUACAAUAUACAUACAAAACAUAAGUCAGGAAAAUGAAUCGAUGUGUAUAACAUACUUGGGUAUUGGCUUAUCCUCGACCAUCUACCACAUUAACAUGCUUCUUAGAUGUAAAUGCAUUCAGAACAAUAAUUCAAUAUAACAAAAAGUCUGAAAGGGGCAUUUAUUUCAUUUUUGGUACUUUUAAGUAGCCAUUUUGGACUGUUACUCAAGUCCAAUUUUGAAUGCAAAAGCUUUACUUUUAUACGCCUAUUUUUGCAGUUACUUUGACUGAAGUAGAAGAUCCGCACACGUCACCCCACAGUGAUCACGUCCUACGACGAACGAGUGAAAACGGAAUGCAAUUAUUUCAACGCGACGUUGCGUUUGAACCCGAGUUGAACUCACCCUCCUCCCGACGGGAGUCCGCAAACAGCGGGAUGGUGCGCGCUCCCGCAGUCAAAUGGAAGUGCACUCGAGUGGGACAGACACACACUGACAGAAGAUGGCGAUGAGAGUGGCUCUGCGGCGCCUCUCUGCAAACUUUUCUCCCAGACUGCCUCGGCUCUCGUCGGCAGUGCAGGUUUCCGCUCGGUUGCUGUGGAGGAGCGACUCUCCGCGGACACUGAGCUCGACCUCGGUCCUGUCCACAGCCCUAAAAUUCACAGAAAAGCACGAGUGGGUACGAGUGGAAGGUGGAAUCGGCACAAUUGGUAUCAGCAAGUAUGCUCAGGAAGCUUUAGGUGACGUGGUGUACUGCGGACUCCCUGAAGUUGGCCAAAGACUUGAACAGUUGGAGGAGUUUGGUGCCUUGGAAAGCGUAAAGGCUGCCAGUGAGUUAUACUCACCACUGGAAGGAGAAGUGACUGAAAUCAACACAGAGCUGGCAGAGAAUCCUGGACUCGUGAAUAAAGCCUGCUAUGCAGAGGGGUGGCUUAUCAAGAUGACAAUUGAAAAGCCUGAAGAACUCGAAGGCCUCAUGGAUCAAGCUGCAUAUGAGACAUUUAUAACGUCACUUGAAGAAUAAAUGGAUAAACUCCACUGUGCUGUUUUUAUAAUCACAAUCAAAGAUGAGUAAGUAGGGUUACUAACAUCUUGUGUGACACACUUUAUUUAUUUUGAUACUGAAAUUGUGCUAUCAAAAUAAUAAUAAAAGUCCUCACUAACAUAUAAGGUUAGGUUUUGUUUAGCAACCAAAAGGGCUGUUAAUAUCCAGAUCUGUCGUACACUGGUUUCUAAUGCUUUGCUCCAUGUGAACAAAUGUGGGAAAAGCCUGGAAAGUGAUUGUAAGAGCCGUGUCACAUUUGUUUAAUAAAAUGUGUUCCUGUC